AUGAGUACUUAUAAUACCCAAGGAAUUACUCCACCAGAUGACGAAGUAAAGAACGAAGUAUCAUCGUUAGAUGAAAGAUUAAUUGAUUAUGAUGUUAACAAACUCAUAUAUGUUAGGAGAGGGUCCCAAAGAGAUAGCCGCAGGGUUAUUGGCAGAGAUAAUUUAAACUUCGAUAAUUCACACCUUUCGAAGGAACAUGCGUGUUUCCAAUAUAGAAAUGGAGCAUUAUACGUUAAAGAUUGUGGGUCAACUUUUGGGACAACUGUCAAUGAUAAGUUCAUUGUGGCAAAUAGGUGGCAUGUGUUGGAGUCGUGUGAUACGAUCGGGCUUAUUGUUUCCAAGCCGUCAACUUGGAUUGCAAAAAUUGUCGAGAAGUUCCCAGAUCACGAUGAUAUUCCAUUGGAGGAAUUCUCCAAUCCCCCAAUUGGAUUGAAGCUUCGUUUCGAUUACUUAGAUGACAAACUUAAAUUUUGUGUUGUCAAAGAUGAUAGGGAUCAUGAAUCGGUAUCGGAAGUUGUACCCAAUGAUGUGAGUAUGAACGAGACUUAUGAUACCGAUGCAUAUUAUUUUGAUAACUGUUUAGAGGUUGGAGAGAAGCACCCACACGAAUGUGCCUGUGCCGAAAGGAGUUGUACAGAAGGUAAUGAUGACGAAGUCGAGCCUGAAUCUAAACUUAAUAACAAUCCUAAAGAUACAGAUAAGUCAAACGAUUUCAUCACACACGAGGAAGUUUCACACUUAGAUUGUAAAGAUAUUGAAUGUAGUGCAGAUCUCGAUGUCCAUGAACCUCAUUUGGAAAUUUCGAUUACGCAGGAGGUCGUAGAUGCAAAAAGCGAGAAUCUGGAUGACGAUGAAAGUUGUUCAUUUGGUCAUUUUACGUCAGAAUUGAUUUCAGAUUCCGAUAUAGGCUCAGAUUCCGAUUCCUUAUCUGGGUUUUCUAGUUCUGAUUCUGAUUCUAGCUCCAUAUCGAGUUCCAGCUCCAGUUCCAACUCCAGCUCCUCUAUAUCGGAUGAAUCAGAACCUGAACUUGAUACAAGCAUCAUCAUCGCAAAUAUCAAUUCUGAUGAUGAUUGUGCUGAUCAUGAUUGUACUGAUCAUGAUGGUUGGAGUUGUCAAAACUUUUCUAGUUUUACCAAUUCCAACUCUGAGGAAUCUACUAUUUAUGGCCUUCCACAUGCUAUUGUUCCAGUAUUAGAUCGUACUGGAGAUUAUUUAGAUCCGUGUAUUACCUCAGAAUCUUCUAAUGCUGAAGGUAGAAAGAAAAGGUCGUUUGAUGAAUAUCAAGAUGAUAUUCAAUCCUCUGAUGAGGAACACGAAUCAAAGAAGGUCAAAUUGCCAUCGACCGAAGAUAAGUUUGCAUUCAAAUCAAUUGCUAAAGAGGUUGUCAAAGGUGCUUUAUAUGCCUUGGCAACUAUCACCGCUCUUGGAGUUUAUGGGAGUACUAUUGAUAAUCAAGAAUGA
Molecule: messenger RNA, 1461 nt
Organism: Debaryomyces hansenii CBS767
Lineage: Eukaryota; Fungi; Ascomycota; Pichiomycetes; Serinales; Debaryomycetaceae
Exons: 1
Coding region: 1-1461 (486 amino acids)
Molecular function (GO): protein binding
Source: RefSeq, a predicted model, not a curated record